CACAUACAAAGCUGGUGCUGGGUCACUGCCUCUCCAAGCUCAAGGCAGAAUCAGGUUCCUGUAAUAGGGAAGAAUUCUGCUGACAAGAGCAUGAGUUCCUUCUUUGUGAUGUCUCUCCUCUUUGGCCUGAUUUUUGGACAAACAGCAUCACUCUGUGCUCCUUCUGAGUACACAAUCCACGUGGAGAAACGGGAAUGUGCCUAUUGCCUGGCCAUCAACACCACCAUCUGCGCUGGAUUCUGCAUGACUCGGGACAGCAAUGGCAAGAAGCUGCUGCUCAAGAGUGCUCUGUCCCAGAACGUGUGCACGUACAAAGAGAUGCUGUACCGGACAGCGCUGAUCCCAGGCUGCCCUCACCACACCAUCCCCUAUUACUCCUACCCCGUGGCUGUGAGCUGCAAGUGUGGCAAGUGCAACACUGACUACAGUGACUGUGUCCGUGAGAGGGUCAGGACAAACUACUGCACUAAGCCACAGAAGCUCUGUAACCUGUAAAGCUUUCAGUGGGCUGCAGGAGAAAUGUACUGCUCUGCUCACACCCGAACUGAAAUAAAAGUGAAUUUCAUAUUUGGUUUGCAAA
This is a messenger RNA of Pseudopodoces humilis (Tibetan ground-tit), 580 nucleotides long. NCBI's taxonomy places the organism in Eukaryota, Metazoa, Chordata, Aves, Passeriformes, Paridae. The record is from RefSeq and is a predicted model, not a curated record.